Molecule: messenger RNA, 3926 nt
Organism: Raphanus sativus (radish)
Lineage: Eukaryota; Viridiplantae; Streptophyta; Magnoliopsida; Brassicales; Brassicaceae
Exons: 1
Coding region: 1833-3791 (652 amino acids)
Source: RefSeq, a predicted model, not a curated record
UUUUUUUGGUAAUCAUGUUAAAAACGGUGUGAGAAUUCUCCAUGUGGUACCAUUCCAGAUGAAAUACACUACAAAGUCGACAAGCAUCCACUCACUCUUUCCUAUGGAGAAAGCGUGGAUGAUAACAACAUGUACUGGUGUGAGGUGUGUGAGAAACAAUUAGACCAAAGAGAAUGGUUCUACACACGUAAUGAAUGUUGCAUUACUAUCCACCUUGGGUGCCUCUUUGGAUCCUCUUACUUUAUAAAACCUGGUUCCACAUUCUGGAUGAUUGGUGGUUUUCUGAAAAUUAUGUGCAACUGUGGUAACACUCGACUGUUCUGCCAUGAAUGUAACCACCGUUGCACCGGUUCCAUAUACUAUGAAGGCUAUUUGUCGAGAUAUGAGUGGUCUCACUAUAGUUCUGAAGCAGCUAUUUGUUUCUUGUUGGAAUGUACACCAUGGAUAAUAUGACGGUACUGAACCAGGGAGGUAAAUGUAUUGACCGGUUGAUUUUCAUAACGGUCGCUGUGUUAUAUAAGGUUAAUUUUAUCAAUGCCCGCAUUACUAUGAUUACAUACAACUUUUGCAUUGUUUAUUAUCAAGACAUGUACUAAAGAAAGAAAAAGUAGACUAAGAACCAAUGAUGUUUUCAAUUAACUAGCAAACUACUGAUGUUCUUGCUUACAGCUGUUAUCACUUGUCAGUAGUAUUCAGUUCUUAAUAACAAAUUAACCCCACUAGGUUUUAAAAUUUCAUGGAUCUGCUUUUGAUGCAAAUGGGGUGACCAGCGUUCCAACUUAUAUAAUAUGGUCAUUCUUUAACACCUUAAAUUGCCAGUCCCUAAUAUUUUUUUUUCUCCAUAUGAAGAUAUACAUAGAAAUGCUUUUGUUAAUUAUUUAACUUAUUUUUUUUUUCUAACAUUAGAAGGGCCAAUUUCUAAAUCAAUCCCAUUUUUUGUUUGUUUGUAUAGUGGGUAAGAUGCAGAUACAGUUUGCUAAAUAUGUUACCAAAGGGUUUGAAAUUGUUUUUUGGUACAAGUUACUUAGCAACUUAAGAUCUUUAUACUAGUUCCCCAUUGUUUUCAAGUUUUAUUUAAAACAAUGUACCUAACAAUAUGAAGAUUUGAAAGUUACAUCCCAUUUACACACAAACAAUGGAAUAGUACUAGUUUACUUUUUACCAAGCACACCUUAGCUAUUUCGGAUUGGUAUUUCGGACUUUCGAGUUUACACUAGAGGACAAAACAAGUUAUGGCAAACGGGAUCACAUAUUCCUACUAAAUUUUAAUAUUUUUCUAAAUAACUAAUUCUGAAAAUUUUGAUUCUCUUUAAAUAAUUAGUUCAAAUCCCAUGAAAAUGUCUUCGAUUAAGUCAAAAUUGAAGACAACGUAGAAAAAGAAAGAAAAGAAAUAUUAGAUUCAGUCCUGCCAAACUCUUUGGUGUAAUCUGAUAAACUCUUGUAUGUUCUCAACCAAAAAAGAAAGAAAGCUCUUGUAUGUUUUUUUUUUUCUUGUUCACAGGCUGUAAUCCAUUUAAGAUACUAUUUUAAUAACAAUGGAGCCCCUUCUAUCAUUUGAAAUUUUAUGUAGAUGGCUUAAAUGCUACUUUUUCCACACUGCCGACCAAAACACAAGUUGAUCAUUUUUUAUUAACAUGGAUAAAUGGAUCUGCUUAUUAAUUUAAUUAAACCUUUUGUGUUCUUUAAACAUUUAUCCCACUUUUCAAGAUGGCAUUACAAGGAAAGCAGAAUAAAAGAAACGGAUGAAGAUGAAGAUGAUGAUGAAAGACUAGUUAAGCAUAAAUAUUUAGAGAUGCAGUUAGAUAGAUAUCACAGCCAAACCAGUAAACAAAAUGUCUGAUGGAAAUGGACCGAGAUGCCUUCUGUCUCAUCCUGGUCACACUCAUCAUAGCUUGUCCACUGAAGUCAACCCUGUCAUUCGGCUCGGCUGCUUUACUUGCAGCGGAAAAUAUACGGUACGGCACGAGGAUUAUGUGAAAUACUACUGCAAAACCUGCGGUGUGGAGUUCCACAAUGGUUGUCAUAAACGUCUGAGGAGGAUUACACAUCCUUAUCACCUCCAACACCCUCUCACUCUCUUUUAUCGAGACCCUGAGACCGGAACAGUAUCCAACAUCAUCCCCGACGCCAACCCUUCCGAGCCAGACAUAUAUGAUGAAGAAUCCGACACAUCUGAUCAAGGGCAGUACCAGUUUGUGGAUAUUGUUCCGUCCAGAUCUGAUAUCACAUUUGACAAAUGCACAUGGUGUGGAAAAGAUUUCCAAGGUGAUUGGUUCUAUCGCUGUUUGAUUUGUAGCUUUUGCUUGGAUCUCCCUUGUGCGGAGAAGGCUCCACCUCUCACCCUUGCAAACCCAAAAGGACAUCACCACUCACUCCACUUCCUACCUCGUCCAUUGUUAGUUCCAUGUGAUGCUUGUGGGUUAGUGGACGCAUCAGAACCAAGUUAUGCUUGUUUACAGUGUAACUACAUGUCUCAUCAAAGUUGUAUCGACUUACCCCGAGUCAUCAAGAUUACGCGUCACCCACACCGUCUCCAUUAUAUUCCGUACCGUUCACCUAUGAGUUCCUCAUGUCGGAUUUGCUACAAAUAUGUUGACGUCAAAUAUGGACAAUAUUCUUGUAAUCAAGAAGAUUGUUCUUAUGUAGUCCACUCUAAGUGUGCAACGCAUGUGAAUGUAUGGGAUGGGACGGAUCUAGAAUGGGAACCAGAGGCUAAUGAAACUGAUGAAGAAGACAUUGCAUCUUUCAAAAACCUAGGCAAUGGCCUCAUUGAUCAUUUUGGUCACGAACAUCUUUUGAGGCUCAAGAAGCAGGAUGGUGUUGGAGACACAGUAAAGAAAUGUGACGCAUGCGUGUUUCCUAUCGUUUCUCCCCAAUUCUACCAUUGCGGGGGAUGUGAUUACUCUCUCCACGAGGUAUGUGCUGGUCUACCUAGAAAAAUGGAUCAUGCAUUGCACAACCACACUCUAUUCUUAGACCCCUCUCCCCCAGACAACUACGCAUACAUGGCUUGUUCAGUUUGUUUCCGAGCAUCCACUGGUUUCAGGUACCGAUGCCAUAAAGAAGGACGUUGCACACGUUUUUGGGUAGAUGUUAGUUGCAUCUCGGUGCAAGAGUGUUUCAUCCACAAAAGUCAUGAGCAUCACAUUUUUAUCUCCACAUCCUACAACAGCAUGGAUGAGAUCAUAUGUAAAGGUUGCAAGAAAAGAUGUACCGGGUCUCAUCUACACUGCACGGUAUGCGAAUACGCUCUGUGUUACCCAUGUGGUACCAUUCCUGAUGAAAUAUAUUACAAGUACGACAAGCAUCCACUCACCCUUUCCUACGGUGAAAAAGGCAGCGCUGGUGAUAUAUACUGGUGCGAGAUGUGUGAAAAACUAUUAGAUCCAAAGGAAUGGUUCUACACAUGUGACGAAUGUUGCACCACUAUUCACCUUCAAUGCAUAUUCGGAUCCUCUUUUUUUAUAAAGCCUGGUUCCAUAUUCGGUCGCCAUGGUGGUGGAUUUGCGGAAGUAUUCGGCAACAACAGUAACACUCGACUUCUUUGCUAUAGUUGUAACAACCGUUGCACAGGUUCUGUCUACUACGAAGGCUACGGUCACAUUUAUAUGUUUUCUUACAACAAUCGCUUGACUUAUAGAAUUCCUUUUUGCUCUUUGCAUUGUCUACAGAAAAAAAUGGUAGGUAAUAGACCUUGUUGGUGUUACUGUUACGUUCCUUACUUUGUCAAACAUUCACUGUUCUCUUUUGAAAUUCUCCGAGGAAGUCUCUCGUUAGUACAAUGUUUUUAGCUUGAAUAAAUACCUCUUUCUAGGUGUGGAAUACUCUUUAAAUGAUUUCCACAAAGAAAACAGAAAUACUUUAUCAGCACUGUAUGCAGAUGCUUUUUAGGUAGAAGAUUUAAUCAUUGUAGAUUACAUUAUUGU